UUCCGAUCUAGAAGCUGCUCAAUUCAGAAGGAAAAGUUUUCCUUUCUAUCAUGAAUAUAGUUCUAUCUAUGCAAAAGAUCGUGCAACAGGGAGGGAUGCACAAACUGGAGAAGAUAUUAUUGAAGAAAUGACUAAUGAGGAAGGUAUUGGUGGGAUCAAUCUAGCUAGUGAAGAUGAAGAUGUUGGUGAUGAAGAUAUGCCAAAUAGUAAUAUCAUAUUUACCCAAGCUCACUCUUCAUCAGGUAAUAGGGCACGAAGUAAAGCAAAUUCAGAAUCAUUGUCUAGUGGUGCAAGAAGAAAGAGGAAGAAUAGUGAUAGAGAUGAACCAAUUACUUCACAAUCCUUUCACAGUACUGCAAUGAUGUUGAAUGAAACAUUGUUGAUAGUUGGUGAUAAACUAACUAAGAGCAUUGGAACUCAAUUAACUCUUCAAGAAAAAGUGCAAUAGUUAGACGAAGAGUUAAUUCAACUUGAUGGAUUAUCAAAUAAAGAAUAUUUGAUGGCUUGAUUAAACUUCCUGACCAUCAAAAUUAGAUGCUUGUGUUUUUUAGCCUUCCACCAGAUCGAAGAUUGGGAUGGGUGAGAGCUUUUCUUGCUACACAUUGAC
This is a messenger RNA of Ipomoea nil (Japanese morning glory), 607 nucleotides long. RefSeq lists its product as uncharacterized. The transcript has 4 exons. The record is from RefSeq and is a predicted model, not a curated record. Bases 128 to 448 code for a protein of 106 amino acids. NCBI's taxonomy places the organism in Eukaryota, Viridiplantae, Streptophyta, Magnoliopsida, Solanales, Convolvulaceae.